AUGGACACCAUUACUACUCUCGCAGGUACAAACCGAAAGAUCGAGACCGCCAAGCCUCUUUCUUCUUCAUCGACAGCUCAUACAUUGGCAAGCGAUCACACUCCAUCUCCCAGCGACGCUGCUCACAAGCUCGAUGAUCGAUACAACGACCCUACAGCAGAUCUCAAGAUCGUGUCUUCGGAUGGAGUGGUGUUCAAGGUUCGAUCUAUCUAUCUCAGAGCGGCAAGCAAAAUCCUCGACAACAAGAUCACCUCACUUGCCACCUCCUUCGACAUGACGCUCAGACUCGAAGAUACUUCUAUUGAACGUGCGACAGCGGUACGAUUACUCCUUGAGUUUCUUCAUGGUCGAAUCGGUCGACUCGAAUAUAAUAAUCUGGGUAUUUUCCGUCGAGCCAUUCUCCUCGCCAAGAAAUACGAUUGUGAACUUGUUCUCGCCGCUAUGAAACAAUAUACAAGAACUUUGACGAGAAGCGGCAAAGAUGUUCAUUGUAGAAUGGUUUUCUUCUUGGGAUCCAUUUUGGACGACAUCGAUAUCUGCAUUGAUGCUAUCCGCAAUGCCGAAGCCGACACUUGGGCUAAUACCGAAAGUGGACUGGCACCACCCAAAGAAUGGUACGAACACCUUUUGUCAGACUUGAACGAUCCGGAUGAUUGGUUUGAUGGGGAAUGUUCUAUGGAUCCAUCAACUUGGGAUCCAGAAGAUAUCUAUCAAGCACCUCCCAGAUACCUCGCUGGACUCUUAAGAGCCACUCGAGUCGUGUAUAGAGAUGGUGGUACAUGGAAAGCUGCAGCUGACAAAUUCAGAAAGGUCAUGGAACCGCUCGAUACUGAUUCAGAAGAUAAUGAUGUCGAUGAGGAUAGAGACGAAGAGAUGUCAAAUUAA
Molecule: messenger RNA, 885 nt
Organism: Kwoniella mangroviensis CBS 8507
Lineage: Eukaryota; Fungi; Basidiomycota; Tremellomycetes; Tremellales; Cryptococcaceae
Exons: 2
Coding region: 1-885 (294 amino acids)
Source: RefSeq, a predicted model, not a curated record